UUCAAAAUAUUUUUGUCCAGACUCUCAGCUGACCAAAAGCUACAGGAUGGCGGCAACGAAGCUGCUACUCUUGGGACUCUGUCUAUCUGUUAUGAUCUCUGUCUCUGUUUCACAAAGAUUCCCGAUGUAUGGUGGCGGAGGUGGAGGGAGAUUUGGAGGUAUAACACCCGGGGCCCGUCUUGCUAACUAUUGCGGGAUGUAUAAUAAGGAGAAGGUGGAUGAGGGAUAUACGUGCAACUGGAAUGUUCUGAAAAAAAUAUUUGAGAAGGAUAAGGAAAUCAACCAUGACGAAUCUAUGAGACAGCUCUUCCGAAUGGCGAGGAAUGGAAUGCUGUGCUACACCGAAGGUGCACGCAUCGUGAACGUUAGAGGGCCUUGUCAUGCCAUGGAAGUUUCGUGCCGUCACUUCGCCCAUAGUAGCGCAAUUGAUAACUGCUGGAGAGUGUCACAAGCAAAUCCACCUGCGACUGCUCGACCAAAUCCACCUCAAGCUCCAGGUGGCCGCGGUAUCUAAACCCGUGAUGGUGCUAUUCUAGUCCGCCGAACUUAAAUGUUAAUGCCCGGAACGCCGC
Strongylocentrotus purpuratus (purple sea urchin) is the source of this 572-nucleotide messenger RNA. RefSeq lists its product as uncharacterized. The transcript is spliced from 4 exons. The record is from RefSeq and is a predicted model, not a curated record. NCBI's taxonomy places the organism in Eukaryota, Metazoa, Echinodermata, Echinoidea, Camarodonta, Strongylocentrotidae. The coding region runs from base 47 to 514 and encodes 155 amino acids.